AUGAGGGUUCCGGUGGCUCCGCCGUCUUCUGUUUCGGCUUGGACGCCUAAGAAGAAGCAGCCAAAGGACGACGACGACGAUGCGACUGUUCCCGCGCGUAAGAAAAACUUUAAAGAGGCCAUAAAAGCAGAAGAGCCAGCAACCGUUCCUGCCUGGAAGCAGAGAGGAGGCAGUGCUCAGGGGUCUACUCCCGCAAAGCCCACUCUCUCAACUGCACCAUCAUGGAAGCAAAAGAACACCAGGUCCAAUAUUUCACCUCCAAAACCACGAGAUUCCGGAAGUGAAGCUGAUGGUGCAGCGACUAGGAACGGCGGAGGAGACAAGACGGUGCCGGCAUGGAAGCAAAAGUUAAAGGGGUCAACUCGUCCUGCUGUUGCUCCUGGUAAACCAGCUCUCUCAACGGCUCCGUCCUGGAAACAGAAACAUAAUGGUACCAAGGUAUCCCCAACAGAAGCAGAGCAGAGUGGUGGGAAUGAUGCUGGCAGCAGUAGACCUGCCUCGAAAUCAAACGUCUCCAGCAAGGACAUGGCAGUAAGCAACGAAGAAAAGGCUGUUCCCGCAUGGAAGCCAAAACUGAAAGGAUCGUCUGUGGCGGCUGCUCCUGCUAAACCCACUCUCACAACUGCGCCAUCUUGGAAGCAGAGGAACAAUCGGUCAAUCUCACCUCCGAAACCACGUGAUACUGGUGCCAAAGUGACCAGUGAUGGCCCCUCAAAUCCCAGUAAUGAAAGCAAGGCUGUUCCUGCUUGGAAACAAAAGCUCAAAGGGGGAGAAAAUACUGAGGCUCCUUCCACUAUGGCACCCUCUCUCUUAACUGCUCCAUCUUGGAAGCAAAAGAACAGGCCAACCUCACCCAUCAAACCACGAGAAGAUGAGAAUAAUGAUGGUUCCACGGUAGCUGGAAACCAUACUGAGAAGGCUGUUCCUGCUUGGAAACAAAAGGUGAAAGGAACAACUACUGAAGCUCCUGCCAAACCCAGCCUCACAACUGCUCCAUCAUGGAAGCAAAAGAACAGCAGGACAACCUCACCCGUCAAACCACGAGUUGACGGGAAUGAUGCUGGUACCAAAGAAGCUGGAAAGCAUGCUGAGAAGGCUGUUCCUUCUUGGAAGCAAAAGUUGAAAGGAGCAACUACUGGGGCUCCUGUCAAGCACAGUCUCACAACUGCUCCAUCAUGGAAACAAAAGGACAGCAGGCCAACCUCACCUGCACGAUCACAAGGCAAUGGGAAUGAUGCUGGUGCCAAACCAUCUGGGAACGAGAAACCUGUUCCAGCUUGGAAGCAAAAGGUGAAAGGAGCAACCACUGAGACCCCAGCCAAGCCAAGCCUCACACCUGCACCAUCAUUGAAAAAGAAGGUCAAUGGUUCAGCCGUGCCACUGCAAUCACAGGCUGGUGCUAAAGAUGCUGGUACCGCUGUGGCCAGCAAUAGCACCUCUUCUAGCCAUUCAGCAAAGUCUCUCCCUGCUUGGAGGGAAACCUCUUCUAGCCAUUCAGUAAAGUCUCUCCCUGCUUGGAGGGAAAAGCUGAAAGGAAGAGGAGCAAAUGCUGCUCCUGUUAUGCCCAGUAAUCCUCCUCGUGAUAAACCUGCUGCAUCCCCUGUGCCAUCAUGGAAACAGAAGUCAGCAUCAUCACCCGCAGAGGCCAAUACUACUGGUGCUAGAGGCUGGAAAUCUUCUGCAGCUGGCCCCAACAGUUCUAGCAGUAGUCACAGCAAAGAAAAGGCAGUUGACAUGUUGCUCAAGAACACAACCACAUCUCUUACACAGAAAACCGUGGAUGACCCCAAUUCUACGCGCAUCAUGGUGUUGGUCUCAACGAUGUCUGGGAGUCGGAGACAAUUGAGCCGCCAAGAACGAUCUAUUGCGAUGUUGGAAGCUCUAGGUAUUCCGUUUGAAACCAUGAAUUGUGCCAUGCAAGAAUUCACGAAUCAGCGAGACAACUAUUUUGAGAUAUCUGGUGUCCAAGGUGAUUACCCCCAGUUCUUCCUCAUCACAGGGGGCACCAAGGAAGCCGCCUAUCUUGGACAGUUUGACGACAUGCAAGCCUGCAAUGAAAAAUCCAAUCUUCCAAAAGAGUCUAUCAAGGACAGUGAUGCCACAUGGGAUUCCAUCAUGGGAACUACGAACAAGUACAAUCACAAAGGAUACAAUGCAGAAGAAGCGGUGGACGAGAACGAUGAUGAUAGUAUUGGAAGUGGUGCUGGAGGAAUCUAUGCAAAUUUGUAG
Seminavis robusta is the source of this 2229-nucleotide messenger RNA. Lineage: Eukaryota; Bacillariophyta; Bacillariophyceae; Naviculales; Naviculaceae. The record is from the annotation of a GenBank genome assembly.